This is a messenger RNA of Octodon degus (degu), 3347 nucleotides long. It is a transcript of the gene Larp4, whose product is annotated as La ribonucleoprotein domain family member 4. NCBI's taxonomy places the organism in Eukaryota, Metazoa, Chordata, Mammalia, Rodentia, Octodontidae. Gene Ontology annotation, biological process: positive regulation of translation. Gene Ontology annotation, molecular function: mRNA 3'-UTR binding. The record is from RefSeq and is a predicted model, not a curated record. Gene Ontology annotation, cellular component: cytoplasmic stress granule; cytosol. The coding region runs from base 198 to 2264 and encodes 688 amino acids. The transcript is spliced from 15 exons.
AGUCCCGGAAGCAGUUGCUGUUUCUAGGGAGGCGGGCCGGGGCGGGCCGGGCUGCCGCCGCUGACGGCGGGGGAGGAGCCGCAUCCACUGCCGGGUGGAGGGCCAGGCGAGUGUCCUUAUCCUAGCGAGUGGAGCUCGGGCCUGCGAGCCAGUUGCAGCGGCGGCGGCGGGAACGACUGGUCCGGGCGGAAGAAAUCAUGUUGCUCUUCGUAGAGCAGGUAACAUCCAAAGGGACUGGUUUAAAUCCUAAUGCCAAAGUAUGGCAAGAAAUUCCUCCUGGAAAUCCUGAUGCCACUCCUGUAACUCAUGGAAGUCAAAGCCCUUGGCAUGAAACAGCAGCCACAUCAGGGCCUCAGACUGAGGGCAAUACAGAGCUUUCAGAAGAUAUGUGUAAAGAAUAUGAAAUGAUGUAUUCUCCAUCUUGUGAAACCACAAGAAAUACUACUGGCAUUGGAGAACCAACUGAGGGGAUGAUUUUAGGACCAGAAGAUAUGAGUUACCAAAUAUAUGACAUUUCUGAAGAAAAUAGUUCUGCAAUUUCUACAGAAGAUCUAAAAGAAUGUCUAAAGAAACAAUUAGAGUUCUGUUUUUCAAGAGAAAAUUUAUCAAAGGAUCUUUACUUAAUAUCUCAAAUGGAUAGUGACCAGUUCGUCCCAAUAUGGACAGUUGCCAACAUGGAAGAAAUAAAAAAGUUGACUACAGAUCCUGAUCUAAUUCUUGAAGUGUUGAGAUCAUCUCCAAUGGUACAAGUUGAUGAGAAAGGCGAGAAAGUGAGGCCGAGUCAUAAACGUUGCAUUGUGAUUCUCAGAGAGAUUCCUGAAACAACACCAGUAGAGGAGGUGAAAGCUUUGUUCAAAAAUGAAAACUGCCCCAAAGUGAUAAGCUGUGAGUUUGCACACAACAGCAACUGGUACAUCACCUUCCAGUCAGACACUGAUGCACAACAGGCAUUUAAAUACUUGCGAGAAGAAGUGAAAACAUUUCAGGGCAAGCCAAUCAUGGCAAGGAUAAAAGCCAUUAAUACCUUCUUUGCUAAGAAUGGUUAUCGAUUAAUGGAUUCUAGUAUGUACAGUCAGCCCAUUCAGACACAGGCACAGUAUGCUUCACCAGUUUUUAUGCAGCCUGUGUACAAUCCUCACCAACAGUACUCACUGUAUAGUAUUGUGCCUCAGUCUUGGUCUCCAAGUCCUGCACCUUACUUUGAAACACCUCUGGCUCCCUUUCCCAAUGGUAAUUUUGUGAACGGCUUUAAUUCACCGGGAUCUUACAAAACAACUGCUACUGCUAUGAAUAUGGGUCGGCCAUUCCAAAAAAAUCGUGUGAAGCCUCAUUUUAGGUCAUCCAGUGGUACAGAACACUCAACAGAGGGCUCUGUGUCAUUGGGGGAUGGACCAUUGAACAGAUCUAGUUCAAGGAACUUUGCAACUGAGCGACAUAACCCUUCAGUAACAGGGCAUCAAGAGCAAAUUUACCUUCCAAAGGAGACUUCCACUUUACAGCUGGAACAAAAUGGGGACUAUGGUAGGGGCAGGAGAACUCUUUUCAGAGGUCGAAGACGAAGAGAAGAUGAAAGGAUCCCAAGACCCCAUCCUUCAGCUGAAGCAAAAUCUCCAACACCAAAGUUUGACUUAUUAGCUUCAAAUUUUCCUCCUCUACCUGGGAGUUCAUCAAGAAUGCCAGGAGAGCUCGUUUUGGAGAAUAGAAUGUCUGAUGUCAUUAAAGGUGUCUGCAAAGAAAAGGAUCUUUUUUUUCGUAGCACAACUCGGCAAGAAGAGGAUGCAAUAGAUGAUUCCACUGUUCAGAAGGAUGUUCUCAAUCAGAUGACUACACCAAUUCUUUCCCCAAGUACUGCAAAGCCAUCAAGAGCAAACACAGCUUUACCAUGUAAUAGUAACGUAAAUGUACCCGCAGCUGUGCCCUUACAGGAACCCCGAAAGUUAAGUUAUGCUGAAGUAUGCCAGAAACCUCCUAAAGAGCCAUCUCCCGUUCUUGUGCAGCCACUGCAGGAACUUCGCUCCAAUGCAGUGUCUCCCACCAAGAACCAAGAGAAUGGAGCUCCUGAGAAGUCUAUUGAGAAACCACAGGAGAAGCCAGAAGCAAGGGCUAGUAAGGAUUACUCUGGCUUCCGAGGCAGUACCAUUCCCAGGGGAGCUGCUGGAAAAAUCAGGGAACAGAGACGCCAGUUCAGCCACAGGGCUCUGCCUCAGGGAGUGACUCGGCGUAACGGCAAGGAGCAGCAUGUGCCACCCAGAUCGCCAAAGUAAAGACAGACAAAAACUACUCAGAAACCUCGCUUCCCAUGAAACUUGGGCUGCGGCUUUUUGAACUGCUUUGGAGGGGAGAGAUACGGAAAGUAUAUCCUUAAAUCAUUAUGGAUUCUGAAGUUGUAAGCAGUAGGAUCCCAAAAUUCAUCUCUAAAGUGAUUUUUAAAUGCUGGAGGAUUCUAAUCAGUAUAAAUAUACAUAUAUAAAUAUAUAUAUACACAUAUAUAAAAUAUAAUUUUUCUAUUUUUGUUCUUGAUUUUAAUUUGCAGAUAUUUUCUGCCUGGAAUCAAUUUGAGGGUUCAGAUUUAGCUUGAGGAAGAAUACAUCCUUCAGUAUAGGAGAUGAGGGAAUGAGAGAAAAUAUUUUUUGAAGAAGCAUUUCUGUAAAAAUUAGAAAUUACUUUUUUUAAUCUAUUUAAAGUUUGGCUUUGAGAAUGCCAUCUCUGACUAUAUGGCCUUGUGUUGCCAAGCAGAUGGGUGGCGGGGGUGUCUGUUGGUGGGAGUGCGUGUGAGAGUGAUUUCAGCCAAAUCUGUUGUCAGGGGAGUAAAUGAUUUGAAAACUGAAUGUAAUUCUUGAGUAGAUUUUAGUUUGAAAUUUAAUUUGUCUUUUUGACUUUACUAAUAUUUCAUUCAAGAAGCUGUAAAAGCACUGAUUGUACUUGGAGAUGUGACUAUCAAUCAGUUUGAUACUCAAGGAAGGAAUAGGGUUACUCAGAAUACAUUUCAUCUUUGACCUGAACAAGUUGAAUGGAUUUCAGAGAUUUAAAUUCAGGUCCCCCUCUUCAGAUUGGAAACAGAAUUUUUUAUUACUUCGUCAUUCUGUUCUUUGAUUGUCAAUCCCCAGAAGCAAAUAACUUAUCACCUGUUGAAUUGUACAUUUCUGACUGCUUUGACCAGUCUAGUCAAAUCAUGUAACUGUUGUAAAUUUAUGAAUGAAUUAUUUUAUUCUUCUGUUCUCAUACUUAGAAAUUUAGGUUCUAGAUUGGUAGGUCCAACUGCCCCUUUCCAAAAUUGUGACUUAACUUUUUAAAGUUUAAAUUGUAUUGAAGAGAAUAAUUUUUUAAAGGAUUAUUAGAGAACUUUU